This is a messenger RNA of Patella vulgata (common limpet), 4251 nucleotides long. RefSeq lists its product as uncharacterized. Lineage: Eukaryota; Metazoa; Mollusca; Gastropoda; Patellidae. Gene Ontology annotation, cellular component: lysosomal membrane; BLOC-2 complex. The transcript has 18 exons. Bases 1587 to 3236 code for a protein of 549 amino acids. Gene Ontology annotation, biological process: organelle organization; protein localization to membrane; lysosome localization. The record is from RefSeq and is a predicted model, not a curated record.
CUAUGAAGUGAAAGUAAUAAAAAUGUAAACAAUCGUAACAAAAUGUGCAUACUAUGUAAUAACAUAAAAAAUAGAAAAUGGAAACUUACAAAAUCUGAUGAUUGUGUAGCAGAGUUUCUAAAGAAUGUAGAUUUUGAAGUUAAACCCUUAAUAUCUUGUUUUCCUCUCAGCAGGAAAGACAAACUUUCAGAAGUCAUAAAAAAUGGAGGAAUUAGCAAGUCCUGGCUGGCCGCUGGUCAUGUUUUUAUUACAACUGAUAAGGAGAAACAUCUCUUGACAUUUGACUGUAAGCCAGCACAUUUACAGGUACAGAUCCUCUGCAAGCACACUUUAGAGUGAUGAUAAGUUUAUGCUCUCUGUCUCGCACCACUGACACGGGGGAACCAUGUCGGAAAAUCUUAAUAAACAUUCUUGGCCAACGCAGGCAUCAAACACAGGACCUCCAGAUUAGAGACCCAACUUUUUACUCACUGAGCCACCGUGACUCCAAUUGUUAAACCCUAGCACUGUCAUGUAGUAUAGAAAUUGAAAAUAACACAUUUUAUAUUACACAUUAUUGUUUUUAAAAAAUAGCAAGCAUAGACCUUGAUUGACAUAUUAGUUAUAGGGUUUAGGUUAUACAGUGUAUAUGAAAUUAUGAAAUAAAAUGUUUAAACUCUCUUAAAGUUAUGAAAGUUGUGAAAAAUUAUGAGAACCAUACAUGUUCUGAAGUUUGAUAAAUUAAUUGAUGAUAACUUAUUUCUAAUUUUUAUAUGCCCACAUUUUCAUGUGGACGUAUAUUGUCGUUGCCAUUGUCCGUCCGUCCGGACAUCCGUCCACAAUUUGUUUGUGGACACUCUACAGGUCACAAUUUUUAUUCGAUUUUGACGAAACAUAAAAUAUAGGUCUAACUCCCAAAGAUCUCAGUUCCUUUCAAUAUUGGUAUAUAUCGGACCAUAACUUCAUGGAUUAUGGGCCCUGAUUGUACGAAAAAUCACAUUUUUAGUUUGUGGACAUUCUAGAGGUCACAAUUUUCAUCUGAUUUUGAUGACACUUAAAAUGCAUGUAUAUAACCCAAAGAUCUUGGUUCCUUUCGGGAUCGUAACUUCCUGAAUUAUAGCCCUUGAUUGUACGAAAAAUCAAUUUUUGUUUAGCUUGUUCUCUAUCCAUCUCUUGCAAAAUGUGGGUGUAUCCUGUCUGGCAGCCGCUGUUUUUUUUUGGGUUUUUUGCAGCAGUUUGAGGAUACAGUUUUUCUCGAUUUGUUAGAUAUUAAGAGUGAGGUUGUGGAUAUCGUUCUCUCUAAUCUUUAUUCCAAGACAGUGUUAAUUGUUUUUAGAAAUGGAACAUUGCAAGUCUGGAAGUAUUCCGGUGAAACACAGGUAUGGUCUGGCGUCCACCAAGUUCAAAUUCCAUCAACUAAGACCAGUGAGGUCAUCAGUUUCUGUGUACAAGAUGAUCAUAGUACCAUCUAUUGGUGUGAAAGAAACGAUGGUGUUUAUAAUGUGUGUAAGCGUGGAUUACCAAAGGAUUUAGAAGAAUUAGAAGAAAGGUCAGUUGGUAAAUUAGAAAUAAUAUUAUCACAUUGUCCUGAAGCUGAUGUCUUUCAAAUGAGAGAUUUUUUAUGUAUUGUAGCAAGGCACACAACGUCAAAAGUACACGUAACUAUAUUAUGGAGGCCAUCUACAGAUCAUGUGACAGUUUUCAUUGGUGGAGAAAAGAUGAGGAUUGACAACUAUUGGACCAAUCAUAUGUUAGAUUUUAGGAAUAUAAUAUUAUGUUGUAUGUCAGUGAUAUCACAGAUGUGUUUACCAUGUUGUGAUGCUGUCACUAUUUAUGAUUCUGUCCUAGAAGAGUUGGUUGUAGUAUAUAAUGACGGAACUGUUUAUAUAUUUCAUGUAGAACAAGAAAAAGUUGGAUCAGUAGCCAUAACAUCUCUUCACCUACCAUCAGAUUUAAACAUAAAUAAAAACAACUGUUUUCUAUCCAAUGGAUUUUUAGGCAUCUCAAAUCAAAAUGACAUCAGGCUCUACAGUCUUCUUAUUGGCCAAUUAUUAAAAGUAAUCCAAUCACCAGACCGGACAGAAAUUGAAGAUACCCUUACAUCUAUAAACCCUGUUUUUAUUGGUGGAUUUUUUACCCAGUCAGAAGCCUAUGUUAUACAGAAAUGUGUAAAAAGAGAUCAACUAGUAGCCUGCCUGUCUAAAAGUUCAUCAUUUCAAACAAACGGUUUACAAUAUGCUCAAAUUUCUCAGAAACGGUUAAAUGGUAAAGAAUCAAUUAAGACUUCAAAAGAUUUACGGGAAAGUUGGGAGAAAGAUAAAAUGGAUCAACCCAGAUCACAACUUACUCAUAUUAUAGAACCCUUUAUUAAGGAAUUUUGGAGAUUAGAAGAUUUAUCAGAAAAAAAGAAAAAUGAGGAUGUAAAUAGAAAUGGAACUAAUAAAGACAUGCAGAAAAUCGAUAUUGAGGUUCUAGAAUCAGAAAUCAACAAAAUUUUAUCAGGUUCUCUUAAUUUACCCAGUUCCUGGCAGCAGUCACAGCUUCUGAUUCUAGCUGAGAAAUAUCCAGAAGCAGUACUAGAUAUUUUAUCUCACAGUCUGAAUUUAGAUGAAGAAUCAGUCACUGAAACUGAGAUGGUCAAAUGGCGCAAAGUGUUAGGUUUGGGUGAAACAGAUCCAGGAAAUCAAAAACCAUUUAUUUUUAAUCAUCUUUGUAGAUUGAUUUUUAAAUUACGACCAGAACUAUUGGUGAAGUUUGUUGAAAUGUCACAAAUAGUUAGUGAGAAAUAUAUUGGUGUUUCAGCUUUUGUUAGAAAAAGACAUAUAAUGCAGUAUUAUCAGAAAGCUUUAGAUUGCCUACCAGAACCGAAGACCUCAGUUAAACCACAAAUAGCUAUUAAUUCUACCUCAAAAUUAUUGUUAGCUUGUGGUGACAAAAACAGUAUUUUAAGAACUGUUAGAUAUCUAGUAUCACAUCAACAAUGGAAGAAGAUAUUUAGACUUUUAGAAGAAGAAGAGGUUGCAGUUAAACAACGAUCAAUGUUUAUAUAUAUACUUGUUACAGCUUUAGUUAAGAAUGGUGUACUUACAGACUAUACUGAUCAACUAUCAUCUUUAAUACCAAACUGGCAAAAGUGUCCUGAUAUAGAGAGUAUUAUUAAUAAUACAUCUGAUGAUAAGGUGGAAACCCCUUUGGACAGUGUUAACUUCCCUGCUAUUGCUUCUAUACAGCCCUUGUUACAAGAUUUAUUCAAAUAAUUUUUUAAAAUUAAUUGGAGCUAAUACAUUUCUUGUGGAUAACAUACUUCUAUAUUUAUUUUCUUAAAGUAUGAUAAUUUAAGAAGUAGGUUGAAACAUGGAGUAAAUAAAUAUAAGGCCAUACUGAUGUGAGUGAAGGUUAUUAUGUUUUUUUUGUGAAAAGAUUAUUACUUUGUUAAAUGACAGCUGGGUCAUAAACAUCACAUUUCUAGGCACUAUAUUAUCUCAUCAUGUUGUUUAUAGGAAUUUUAGAUUAUCAAGUAUCAUUUAUGAUUGUCAGUAACUUUAAUCAGGGUUGGUUAAUGGUUACUUGAUAAAUGAACUACGCCACAUUUCUGGAUUCAUUUAAAUAUUUUUUAUAGAGUUACUUUAUGCGCGAUAAUGCAGCCCUAUCUAAGUGACGGGGGAUUAUCUGAGAACCAAAAUAUUUUUUUUAUGUAGCCUCACUUUAAAGUAUUAUUAGUUUGUAGAAUCUAUCAUCUAAAUUAAACAAAAGAUAUUCCAGGGUUCCCGCAGUCCUUAAAAAUCCUUGAAUAUCCUUAAAUUUAAAAUUUCAUUUUCAAGGUCUUGAAUAUCCUUGAAUUUUGCGGAAAUAGGAAAAUAUCCUUGAAUUUCAGUUGAGAUCCUUAAUUUUGUUUCAAAUGUCUUCAAUUACUUUUAAAUAUGAGAUUCUAACAUAGUUGGUAAUGUUUUGGUUAUUUUUAAGAUGAAAAAUUGUAACUUUAGGCUAAAAAAUGUCCUUGAAAAUCCUUGAAUUUGACGUAUAUUUAUCCUUGAAUAUCCUUGAAAAAAUGUUUGACGAAGCCGCGGGAACCCUGUAUUCCUUUCUUAUCCAUGGAAAGAUAAUAAUAAUAAUAUUAAGAACCUAAAAUAAGGAUUUGUUAGUGAUAACAUUAACAUUUGGAAGCUGAAAACUUAACUGCUCAUCUAAACUAUUGAGCUUCCUGUUGAAAAGUGCAAUAUUACCCAAUGCUUAUUCAUUUUAUUUUCGAAUCUAAAUAAAAUGUUGAAGAGA